This is a messenger RNA of Pocillopora verrucosa, 3794 nucleotides long. RefSeq names its product nuclear factor NF-kappa-B p105 subunit. NCBI's taxonomy places the organism in Eukaryota, Metazoa, Cnidaria, Anthozoa, Scleractinia, Pocilloporidae. Gene Ontology annotation, molecular function: DNA-binding transcription factor activity; DNA binding; protein binding. Gene Ontology annotation, cellular component: cytoplasm. Gene Ontology annotation, biological process: signal transduction; regulation of DNA-templated transcription. The record is from RefSeq and is a predicted model, not a curated record.
AGUCCCUUAGUCGAGCAGAAUGGAGACUAUAAACUGAACCACUUCUUUCGGUUUUCACAUGAGUGAGUGGAAAACUUCAAUGUUGUUUUCACGCUAAAGUCGACAAGAGGAAGAGAAUCUACAAGUUCUUAGGAUAAAAGGCUAACGAACGUUAUAAGCACUUGUAAUUUGUGAGCUAUAAAAAGAUACUCCAAAAGUAAGGGGAUCUGCCAUAUUUUGAACCAGCUACUACCAUGGCAACCAACUCGGAAAGGCAGAUCGGUGAAACUCUCACGGACAGUUUUGUGAUGGAUCUCCUGACACCGGGGUAUCUACCCGACAUCUCGGCACUCCAGGUGCCAACAGCAUCGUACCAAGGACCUUAUAUGGAAAUUCUUGAACAACCUAAACAGAGAGGUUUCCGUUUCCGUUAUCCAUGUGAGGGCCCAUCUCAUGGUGGUCUACCAGGGCAGUAUUCUGAGAAAGGCAAAAAGUCAUAUCCGUCUGUUCAGCUCUGUAACUACCAAGGGCCUGCACGAAUUGUGGUAUCAUUAGUGACAGUAGAUGAACCUCCUAUGCCUCAUGCACACAGUUUGAUUGGCAAGAACUCCACUAAUGGAGUGGUGACAGUACAGAUUGGCCCAGAACAAGGAAUGACAGCAACGUUUCCCAAUCUUGGUAUUGAACAUGUCACAAAGAAAAUGGUUGGUAAAGUGCUUAUGGAUCGAUAUAUCAAGAUGCAGACCCUUCACACAGCUACAUUAAAUGCCCUAACAUCAGGAGAUGGAAAAGUGUUUGGUGUGGCAGGUUUAGUAGACCAAGCAAUGGUAGAUGGUGACAGAAGCUCUUUUGAUAAACGCUUGGCAGAAGCUGUGGCAGAGGAGGAAUCACAAAAGGUUCGCGCCAUGGUGGAAGAACAAAAGCAGAGUAUGAACUUGAAUGCUGUCAGGCUGUGUUUUCAAGCAUUUCUUCCUGAUGAAACUGGUGCUUUUACAAAAGCUUUGCAUCCCUGCAUUUCCAAUGCAGUUUACGAUUCAAAGGCCCCAUCAGCCUCAAAUCUUAAGAUUUGCCGUAUGGAUCGCAACUCUGGAUGCGUCAAAGGAGGUGACGAGGUUUACUUACUGUGUGAUAAAGUACAAAAAGACGAUAUUGAGGUUAUAUUCUAUGAAACUGAAAUGGAGACUGGUAAAAAAACAUGGGAAGAUCGUGGAGUGUUUUCCCCUACAGAUGUUCACAGACAGGUUGCCAUUGUUUUCAAAACUCCUGCUUACUGGAAUGUGGCUAUCGAACAACCUGUCAAGGUACAACUUGAACUACGGCGGAAGUCUGAUCAGGAGACAAGUGACCCAGUGGAGUUCACAUAUCAACCACAAAUGUUUGACAAAGAGCAAAUUGGAGCCAAAAGGCGAAAGAAGAUCCCACACUUCUCUGACUACCUUGGUGGUGGUGGUGGUGGAGGAGGCCCUGGCAUGGGUGGGGCAGGGGGAGGAGGUGGUGGCUUCAAUUUUGGUGCCUUUGGCUUCCUAGCACCAACCAUAGGCUUUUUACCAAAUUAUACAAACUCAGGAACUUCGCAGUCAGGCAAUCAAGGAGGUGGGAGCUCAUCACAGCAGGGGCAGUCACAUUCUUCUGGACAGACACAUGCAUCUGGACAGCCACAAGAAGCAGAUCUCAGUGAAUUAGCAUGGAAUCUUGCCGAGAAAUCAUCAGCUGCCAUGCGUGAUUAUGCUGCUACUGGUGACGUACGGUAUUUACUUGCUGUUCAGAGGCAUUUAACAGCUGUGCAAGAUGACAAUGGGGACACAGCUCUUCACCUUGCUGUUUUGAACGCUCGGCAAGAAGUAGUCCAGAGUCUGUUAGAUAUCAUGGCUAGCCUGCCAGAGUCAUUUGUCAGUGAAUACAAUUUCCUAAGACAAACACCUCUUCAUCUCGCCGCUAUCACAAAGCAACCUCGCAUGCUGGAAUGUCUGCUAAGAGCCAGAGCAAAUGCUAGAUCACGUGACCGUCAUGGAAACACUGCUGUGCACAUUGCAUGCAUGCACGGAGAUGCUAUGUGUCUGAAAGCAAUGUUGAACUUCAAUGUGACAAAAACUGUUCUUAACUGGCAGAAUUACCAAGGACUAACGCCAGUGCAUCUGGCAGUGCUAGCGGGCAGUAAAGAUGUCCUUAAACUGCUGAAUUCUGCGGGAGCCAACAUGAGCGCUCAGGAUGGCACUAGUGGUAAGACACCACUUCAUCAUGCAGUUGAACAGGACAAUCUGGCCGUCGCUGGAUUUCUCAUUCUUGAGGCGAACUGUGAUGUGGACGCAAUCACUCUCGAUGGAAACACACCACUGCACGUUGCUGCAGCCAGUGGGCUCAAGGGCCAGACCGCGCUUUUAGUUGCGGCAGGGGCCGAUACAACAGUACAGAACAGCGAUGAUGAAAUACCUUUUGACUUGGCAAAUGUAGCUGAGGUUCAGGAAAUCCUGGAUGAAGAUGAAAUACUGAGCACGGAUCCUUCCCAAGACGAUGAUUUAGCGAGUGGAUUAACUGGCCUUGCGCUUGGUCAAGGUGAUAUGGAUAAACUGGAUCCUUACGUCAGAAGAAUAAUGGCCCAAAAGUUGGAUCCCACCACUGGAGGUGGAGCGGACUGGCGUGAAUUGGGAAGGAGACUGGGACUAGGGACAUUGGAGAAUGCGUUCGCAAUUCAUUCAAGUCCAACAACACAGGUGUUGGCUCAAUACGAGGCUGCUGAUGGCAACAUCAAGACUUUACGGCAGGUUCUUUAUGACAUGCGUAGAGGAGACGUACUUGAGAUACUCGAUGGGCAUGGGCGGCAAGACUCAGGGUUUGAUUCCGGUCUUGGUUCCCAGUCCUUAUCGGCGAGUAGAUCGGAAGAAUUAUUUUCGUACGAUGAGGGUUUUUCGAAAGGAUCCUCUAAUUCCUCGUUAAAGAAAGGAGUAACGAGUCUUGACUCCACGCGAAAGGCUGGGAAUUUACAACCCAUCAGGAGACACCAAGAUGUGUGUUAACUCGACAAACUGUGUAAAAAAAUACACCUAGACUAGAGGCUUAUUUAGGCUUGUGCACCGGCAGUACGUAACAGUUUCACCGAAAAAGACGAAAGACUAGGAUUGUGAUGUCAAGACAGCGUGACAGAUGUAGAUCUAGUAUUAUUUUGCAUUGCGUGACUUAGGGUCAAUAUUUCUCGGUGCGCCGGGUACAACAGUCAAUCGUAUGACAUUCACACCCUCUUAUGGAAGGGUUGAUCGAAUUAUUAUAAGCUUCCCAUUGCAUCGUCUGACGGAACUUGAAGGUAACAGGUUUGAAUGUAAUAUUGUGUCAUUUAGUAAUAGUACUGAAUUCAUAGUGUAUUCCAGAUGAGUCGUGUUAUUAAAAUAUACCAUUUAUAUUCUAUUUUUCCUUACGCAAUCGGUGUUAUUUCUACAAUAGUUGGUUAGGUUUCGGAGAAGUUAUAACUUUGGGGCUUUAAAAGCCAACAUAACCAUGUCUAAUAUGAACUAGGUGUCAUUUUAGCUAAUAUUUACUCAUUUGUCACUAAAUUGUAGUCACUGUUUCGUUUUGCAAUCACAUUUUCUCUCAGGUGGGUUAUUUGAGAUUGUGAGGGAAGCGAAGAGGCUGAUAACUAGGCUCUGAUAGCGUAGGAGACUGGGUCAUGGUUUUCCUUUUUGCGUCAUAUUAUCUUGACGACUGUAGCACCCUGUUCUGGGAGUAAAUGGCCUCAAUUCUUGCAGUUGUAAAUUACUACAAUUAUUAAGCUUCUGUUAAAAUCUUUAUUUACGAAAUAUCAAUAAAACACAUUAAGAAAUCUA